This is a messenger RNA of Microthlaspi erraticum, 315 nucleotides long. The record is from the annotation of a GenBank genome assembly. NCBI's taxonomy places the organism in Eukaryota, Viridiplantae, Streptophyta, Magnoliopsida, Brassicales, Brassicaceae.
AUGUGGAGGCACAGAGGUACAUUUCGGACUCCUUACCUCUUCCGGUUCCCAAAUUUGGUCCAUUUGAUGUUCCUCCCUUGGAUUGAGACCGUUUCACUCAUGUUUGUCCUCAUAGUCAUGUGUAGAACUAUUAAUCCAUGUUUGGUAAGUAUGGGUCCAUCUAGUUCAUCUUAUACACUACAAGUGAGUUUCCACAAUGUGGAGGCACAGAGGUACAUUUCGGACUCCUUACCUCUUCCGGUUCCCAAAUUUGGUCCAUUUGAUGUUCCUCCCGAUGACCGUUUCACUCAUGUUUGUCCUCAUAGUCAUGUGUAG